Messenger RNA from Penaeus monodon (black tiger shrimp), 1490 nucleotides. Its product is annotated as pseudouridine-5'-phosphatase-like. The record is from RefSeq and is a predicted model, not a curated record. The transcript is spliced from 4 exons. Gene Ontology annotation, molecular function: phosphatase activity. NCBI's taxonomy places the organism in Eukaryota, Metazoa, Arthropoda, Malacostraca, Decapoda, Penaeidae. The coding region runs from base 86 to 775 and encodes 229 amino acids.
GCGGUCACUGUUGUCGCCUCGUCAGCUGUUUUCAGACGAAACAGAAAUUUCCUUCGGCAUUUCAGAUUUACGGGAAUUUAUCACGAUGUCGACUUAUAAACCGGUGACUCAUGUUAUUUUUGACAUGGAUGGACUUCUGUUAGACACAGAGAGGCUGUACACCGAGGCCACACAGGUGAUUGCUUCGCAGUAUGGCAAGGUAUACACUUGGGAGAUUAAGGUCCAGUUGAUGGGUAUGAAGGGGCACAUGGCUGCCCAGCAUAUCAUUGACAGCCUCCAACUGCCUCUCACAGUUGAUGAGUACCUUGCCAAAAUCACAGAACAGUACAAUAGUAUCUUUCCUAAUGCAAAAGCUUUGCCAGGUGCAGAAAAGCUUGUGUUUCACCUCCAUAAGCACAACAUCCCCAUUGCCAUUGCAUCAGGGGGAGCUCAGGAUAGUUUUGAGCUCAAGACAACCAAUCACAAGGAAUUAAUGUCCAAGUUUAGUCAUGUGGUGUUAGCCUCCACGGACCCAGAAGUGAAAAAUGGAAAGCCAGCACCGGAUGUGUUUCUUGUGUGCGCUAAUCGGUUUCCUGACACACCAAAACCGGAGCAGUGCUUAGUGUUUGAGGACGCACCUAAUGGAGUGGCAGCAGGUGUGGCAGCAGGAAUGCAGGUUGUGAUGGUCCCAGAUCCUCGCAUGAAGGAGGAUAUGACGAAAGGUGCUACUCAGGUCCUCAAGUCGCUAGAAGAUUUCAAGCCCGAGCUCUACGGGUUGCCACCUUAUGAUGCUUAGGUUAUUUCCAGUGAUUAUCAGUGUAAUUGUGAGAUAAGUCAGUUUUAUGUCUUUGGAGUUUCUUUUCUAUACUAUGCAGACUGUACAGUGAAUUUAUUAUUUUUGUGCAAGGUUUUACUGGGGUUUCAUAUUAUAGGAAUUGUUAAUUGUUUUCAAAGUACUGAAAAGUAUAUGGUUGUGAUUUUCAAUAAGCUGUCAGCUGUAUAAAUGUAAAAUGAUUUUUGAAAUUAUAGUAAUUAUGAGUUUAGAUACUGAAGUGAUAUUUAUAUAAAUAGCAAUUUUUGAACAAUCAUCUAAUAAUGGAGUAUACAUUAAAAAAAUGUUUACCUGGUAAUGCUGUCCAUGAUCUACAUAUGGAAUAAAUUCAUCAUACUUGCUACAAACUAUUUUCACAAGUAAAAUCUUAUCUUGUUUCUUAAUUUCUUUAACCCAAAGAUAAAAACUGUCUAAAUUAAUUUUAUUUAAAUUUUUUCCAAGCUUGCCAGCUGUAGACCGUAAAAGUUUCAAGAGAACAUUUUUUUAGUGCAAUGUGUUAUACAGAAAUUAUGCUAAUUUAACCUGUACAUUUUUUAAUACUCAGGUUAAUUGUUUUUUUUUUUCAAGGAAACUCAGUAACUAAACCAUAUUUAAAUGGAUUCAGUAUUUUUUUUAUAAAUGAUUUUUAAGAAAGUUGUAUGGCUAAUUUCUCAGAAUAAAUGUAGAUAUAACACCAGUA